AUGCAGCCCCCAGCAGGCAGAAACCUGCCCGUGAAAUUCGUGGACCCUGGCUUCACAGCAGCCGGGCAGCACCAGAAGAAUGUGAGGAGCUAUGGCAGUGGGUGGGCGCUGCUGUGCUGCGCCAUGGUCAGCAAGAGCCUCCUCAACCUCGUCCAUUCCCUCUCCGCCCACCACCCCAUCGCUCUGGUCUACAGCGACCUGCAUCCUCAGUGGGUGAAGAGCGUCGCCUUUUUCCUCCGCUGGCAGGGCCUCAAAUCCCUCGCCCUCACCUACACGCAGAUCAUGCAGCUCGACACCCUCGACUCGCAGCGCAAGUGGUCCUUCGCCUCCCUCACCUCGCUCAGCCUCAAGCUGCGCGGCUCUCUGGACUGCUCCCAGCUGUUUGACGACGUGGAGCAGGACGACCGGUGUGAUGUGGAGCGGGACUACUGGGACUGUUACUUCCUCUGCCCGGACCUGCAGCGGCUGAAGCUGGGCCGGGGGAAAUGGGUCCUUGCGGACGGCUGGGCGGAUGAGUUUAGGUCGCUACGCAGUUUGACUCUCAUGCACGUGGACUGGAGCAACGUGGAUUUUGAGUAUCUGGGCAAGAUCUCUCCGCAGCUCACGGAGUUCGCGCUCUAUGAUUGGUGGAAUUUGGACCGGCCGUCCCUCGGCCCUGGUGCCGGCUUUGCCAAGUUCUGUUUCGACUUCUCAUCAGCUCGCGUCCUGCGCUUCUUCUUCCCGCAGAGCAGCCUCACGCUCUUCCUCACCCUCUCCCGCUCGCUCAAGGCCUUCUCAGCCGUGGCCAAACGCCUCGUCCUCUCCUGCAAGAGCAGCGCUCCUCUCUAUCUCGACCACCUCUCACUCUACGGCCAGGAGCGGCUCGUCAUCUCCUCCCUCCGCCUCGCAUCCGCACGAGUGGCCUACCUCAACGGCCCUCCCAUCGACCAGCACUCCCGCGAUGAUGCCUACUCCACCUGCUGGACAUCCCCUGCACCUCCCACUGACUGGCAACGUCUGCACCGCAGCGGCUUGCCUGAAUUCUCCUGGACUGCUUGGCUGGCCGCUAUAGCGCGGACAGUGGAGGUGCUUAUAGUGAGGCAUAGGGUGCCUCUAGAGCUGGUGGAUGCAGAGUGGAGCAGGCUGCGCAGCCUUGGGAUUGUCGUGGAGAGUGAGGAGCGGUUUGAGGUGAAUCUGGAGGUGGAGAGGCGGCGGGAUGAUGGUGAGGAGGAGGUUACAGCGGAGGAGUUUCAGGAUCGGAAUCUAAGGCAGAGGCUUUUGCAGCAGCAGCAGCGGCAGCAGCAGCCGUGGCGGCAGCAGGAGGAGCAGGAAGAGGAGGAGGAAGAGGAUCAAGCAGGAAAACCCCCAUUCAUCAGGGCUCCGAAUAUGCAAACUAUUUUCUUCCCCACCCGCACAUGCGAGCAGCAGACCCUUGCUUCCCUUCACGAAUCAUAUUCCUCCCUCGCCCUGUACUGCAUCGCAUGUCGUUCUUUCUACUGGGAGAAGCAGGGCAAGGAGCUGGCUGAGACCCCUGUGGUGCAUGUGAGGAAGGGGAGGAGCGGUGUGUCAAGCAAUAGUUGGGGGGAGAGGCGGCCGAAGAAUGUGAGGGAGAAGAUGCACGGUGUGAAUAGGGAGCUGGUUGAAGGGUAUAGUGUUGAUAAAGAUGAGGCUUAUAUGCUCAAGUACAAAGGCAGCCUCUGGAGGACUUACUGCUCCUACCGCCUCUAG
This is a messenger RNA of Closterium sp. Yama58-4, 1707 nucleotides long. The record is from the annotation of a GenBank genome assembly. Lineage: Eukaryota; Viridiplantae; Streptophyta; Zygnematophyceae; Desmidiales; Closteriaceae.